UUUGUAGUCCACUUGACCUCAGAUGCCGGAGAAUCCAUUUGGCGUUACAAAAGCUAAGCUGCCGAAAGUUGAGUAACAGUGAGGGGAAACAAAAGGACACGGCUCCCGGGAGGACUCGCUCAUAUAAGUAAUACAGAGGGUCUCUCCUCAUACAUCAACCCUCCAAUACCCUGAGCUUUAAUCCUAACUCGGAAGAAAAUGUUUUCACUGUCAACGUCGUUUCAGCCGCAGCAGAUGAUCCUGCCCCUCAGCCAGCUCAUCAAUGCCCUCCACUCUCUGAAGAACUCAGCCACAGCUUCAGUCCAAACCCUGCACAAAGACUUCGCUCCAGAGCACAGUUCGUUUCUGAAAGAGCCCAAUGUGAGUCUCAGGGAUCUUGGCCUGUCAGAGAUCAGGGUGAGUCAGCUGGAUGAGCUGGUCAGCAGGUUACUGCCAACACCAGGACCAGAAGAACCUCCAGCCGUCCCCUCGACAUGGAGGACGAGUCACGUUUCUGCACACAGCUUCUUCCACAACAAGCAUGGGUUUUCACACAGAAGGUUGGGGGUUUUUGGCUCCCCAAUAUUUCACAGACAAUACCACAGUCCUCUAAAAGAAGUUUGCUCAGAUCUGCAAUUCCUGCCUGUAUGGGUCCAGAGUCGUGGUUUCAAGACACUUCGAACAAAGACCAGACGAACGGAGUCUGCUUAUGACGGUCCGGUGGAGUCUGAGCCCUACACACUAGCCUUCAUGAAGGGAUUUCUUCAGAGGGAAAAGGGACCAGAGGCGCAGUCACUGGACCAACUGCUGAAACAAAAGAACCUUCCAGAUAACCAGCAGGAGGCUUUCAAAACGGGUUUCACUGAGGGAUUCAUGAGGUCUCAGGCCUUCACUCAGAGAACACAAGAUUCGCUGAGGAGAACCAGGUUGUUCCUGAUGGUCCUCCUGCUUGUUGGUAUUUAUGGCUUGUCAAGAACCCCGUUUUUCUCGGGUAAAGGCUCCUUUUCUGAUGCUGUGAGGUUCCGCACCACAUCUGGUCUUGACUCAGCAGUCGACCCCAUCCAGAUGAAGAAUGUGACAUUCGAGCACGUCAAAGGAGUGGAGGAGGCAAAGAAUGAAUUACAAGAUGUUGUCGAGUUCCUCAAGAAUCCCCAGAAGUUUACUGUCCUGGGUGGAAAGCUGCCUAAAGGGAUCCUCCUUGUCGGUCCACCAGGCACAGGAAAGACUCUGUUAGCACGGGCUGUGGCCGGGGAAGCCGAUGUGCCUUUCUACUACGCCUCCGGGUCAGAGUUUGACGAGAUGUUUGUGGGUGUUGGUGCGAGCCGAAUUAGAAACCUUUUCAAAGAGGCAAAAGCUAAUGCUCCCUGUGUCAUCUUCAUUGAUGAGUUGGACAGCGUUGGUGGAAAGAGGAUUGAGUCUCCUAUGCAUCCCUAUUCAAGACAAACAAUCAACCAGCUGCUGGCUGAAAUGGACGGGUUUAAACCAAAUGAAGGCGUCAUCGUUAUUGGUGCUACAAACUUUGCAGAGGCGUUGGAUAAUGCUCUGAUAAGGCCAGGAAGGUUUGACAUGCAGGUGACGGUCCCUCGCCCCGACGUGAAAGGACGCACUGAAAUUCUCAACUGGUACCUCUCCAAGAUCAAAGUAGACCCUGCUGUGGAUGCGGAGAUUAUUGCCCGGGGGACAGUCGGUUUUACUGGGGCAGAGCUGGAGAACCUGGUCAACCAGGCAGCCCUGAAGGCAGCCGUGGACGAGAAAGAGAUGGUCACACUGAAGGAUCUAGAAUUCGCUAAGGACAAAAUCCUCAUGGGCCCUGAGAGGAAGAGUGUUGAAAUCGACAAGAAGAACAAGACCAUCACAGCCUACCAUGAGUCCGGCCAUGCCAUUGUUGCCUAUUUCACCAAAGAUGCGAUGCCUAUCAAUAAGGCCACUAUCAUGCCCAGAGGCCCAACUCUUGGCCAUGUGUCGAUGCUCCCAGAGAAUGACCGUUGGAGCGAGACAAGAGCCCAGUUGCUGGCUCAGAUGGAUGUCAGCAUGGGCGGUCGCGUAGCAGAGGAGCUCAUCUUUGGAGAUGACCACAUCACCACUGGAGCCUCCAGCGACUUUGAUGGAGCAACCAAAAUAGCAAAAAUGAUGGUGACCAGGUUCGGCAUGAGUGACAAGCUCGGUGUCAUGACCUACGGUGAUGUAACCAAGCAGAGCCCCGAGACACAAGCUGCCAUCGAACAGGAAGUCAGGGUUUUACUGAAGGACUCAUAUGAACGUGCUAAAAACCUCCUGAAGACGUACAGUAAGGAGCACAAGACGCUCGCUGAUGCCCUGCUAAGAUACGAAACUCUGGAUGCCAAAGAGAUCAAGAUGGUGUUGGAGGGCAAAUCACUGGACCACCAGAUACCUCAAUAGAUAUUUUAAACUCUUGUAUCAUGUAUAUAUGAAGCUGUGCAACUGUGCACAGGCCUUUUGGAGGCCUUGUAUUUCAUUUGUUUGUGUUCCUCUUAUUAUCAAUGUGAAGAUAUCACUCAAAUCAAUCAGUUUCAACCCUUAUAUACAUUUUUAUUUCAUUAAUUUUCAAAUUUGUCUUUCACUUUCUAUAGAGAAGACUCUUAGACUUCUUUCACAGCCGUUUCAAAGCACUUCACAGUUUAAUUGAAUUCAAAAAAACAAAAUUUGCUUCUCAAGUUUGUCUACUACAAUACACAAAGAUGUGUGUGAUUUCAUCAGGGGCUUGUGGUCUUCUACUCUCAGAGAAAUGACUUCUGUAGUAGUUUUAUACAUCAGAGUCAUAUUUGGAAUGAUAACAAGGUUUUAAAGCAAAUGAAUUUGACAAAGAUCAUGGUUAAUUAAGGCGAGGUGGUUUAAUUUAUGCGUCUGUCUCAUUUUCAAUUUUUACAGACUGAUGAACACCAUAGAACCUUAAAGUACCUCAAUCUAGAAUGUACCAUCUGGCUGUAGCAAGGUACAGACGAUACCACAGUUCAUUGUUGAACUAUCAUAUUAGAGGUUUUUUUCUCUAAAUGAUAUCUUUCUGUUGCAUCUACCAUAUGCUAUCUAUUUUGUGUGUUCUUAUUUAUUUAAGUGCCCAAAGGUCUUUUUUUGAAAUUAGUGAGAGGCCCUUUUGCCCCAUUCUAAGCUCACCUGUAACUGAUAAGUGAGGGGAAAUGUAUAUACUGUAGGUGUGUAAAAGGAUUGCUUUGUGCUUCUGUUUGAUCCUUUAGACAAAGGCCACUCUGAAGCUCAAAUAAAGGUUACUCUUACCCAUGAA
This is a messenger RNA of Dicentrarchus labrax (European seabass), 3238 nucleotides long. RefSeq names its product YME1-like 1a (gene yme1l1a). The transcript has 18 exons. The coding region runs from base 199 to 2379 and encodes 726 amino acids. Gene Ontology annotation, molecular function: ATP-dependent peptidase activity; ATP hydrolysis activity; metalloendopeptidase activity. Gene Ontology annotation, biological process: protein quality control for misfolded or incompletely synthesized proteins; mitochondrion organization. The record is from RefSeq and is a predicted model, not a curated record. Lineage: Eukaryota; Metazoa; Chordata; Actinopteri; Moronidae. Gene Ontology annotation, cellular component: mitochondrial inner membrane.